This is a messenger RNA of Piliocolobus tephrosceles (Ugandan red Colobus), 788 nucleotides long. It is a transcript of the gene DYNLT4, whose product is annotated as dynein light chain Tctex-type 4. Gene Ontology annotation, biological process: microtubule-based movement. Bases 33 to 698 code for a protein of 221 amino acids. Lineage: Eukaryota; Metazoa; Chordata; Mammalia; Primates; Cercopithecidae. The transcript has a single exon. Gene Ontology annotation, molecular function: dynein intermediate chain binding. Gene Ontology annotation, cellular component: cytoplasm; cytoplasmic dynein complex. The record is from RefSeq and is a predicted model, not a curated record.
CCCUGAGGGUAGGUCCUCUAGCCAGCAGGUCCAUGGCCAGCAGGCCUCUGCCCCCGGGACGCCAGGAGGAGGAGAAUGCCAAAGACUACGGGCCGAAACCCUCACCAGUGCGGCCCCGAGGCCGCCGGCCCAGCAUUGAUGAGGCGCGACCGGCAGGUCCAGGUCCUGGCCCGGCCUCUCGCCGGGGCUCCAUGCUGGGCCUGGCCGCGUCCUUCUCCCGUCGCAACUCGCUGGCCGGGCCAGGCGCGGGUCCUGGGGGUCGGCGGCCAUCCCUGGGCCCGGUGCCCCCUCUGGGCUCACGGGUCAGCUUCUCAGGGUUGCCUCUGGCGCCCGUCCGUGGGGUGGCGCCCUCCUACCGCACGGAGCCGGUGCCCGGGGAGCGCUGGGAGGCUGCGCGCGCACAGCGUGCCCUGGAGGCGGCACUGUCCGCAGGGCUGCGCGACGCGUGCUACUCCGGCGCCGAGGCCGCACGGCUGGUGCAGGCGCUCUGCGAGCAGGUGCACGUUCGCCUGCGCGAGCUCAGCCUGCCGCGCUACAAGCUGGUGUGCAGCGUGGUGCUGGGGCCGCGCGCGGGCCAGGGCGUUCACGUGGUCAGCCGCGCGCUCUGGGACGUGGCGCGCGACGGGCUGGCCUCGGUCUCUUACACCAACACCUCGCUCUUCGCGGUGGCCACGGUCCACGGGCUCUACUGCGAGUGAGGGGGAGUCCAAUUCUGCAAAAUUGUUUAUUAUCCUAGGAGGAGGCCCCCCUGGGGCUCACAUCCCAAUAAAUAAGUGUCUGACAAUAAA